Messenger RNA from Drosophila bipectinata, 1365 nucleotides. RefSeq names its product regulatory particle non-ATPase 7 (gene Rpn7). Lineage: Eukaryota; Metazoa; Arthropoda; Insecta; Diptera; Drosophilidae. Gene Ontology annotation, biological process: proteasome-mediated ubiquitin-dependent protein catabolic process. The record is from RefSeq and is a predicted model, not a curated record. Gene Ontology annotation, cellular component: proteasome regulatory particle.
CCGCAGCCAACUUAACUUUGUACAUGACUCUGCGGCUUUGACAAAAACAAAAUCUCAUUUCGUUCAGAAAAUCUACAACUCCUCUGUUUUAACCGAAGCGAAGCAAGAAAAUUCUAUAAUAAUGCCUGCUGAAAACCUGGAGGAGCAGGGCCUGGAGAAGAACCCGAACCUGGAGCUGGCCCAAACCAAAUUCCUGCUCACUUUGGCGGAGCACAAACAGGAUGCUACCCUAAAAGCGAAACUUUUGGAGGCGAUUCGCACGGAUAAUAUGGCUCCGUGGUACGAGCACAUAUGCACGGAGCUCGCCUGGACGUUGGAUAAGGACUUGUUGGCGCGCAUGAAGGAGAACAAUCGCGUGGAGCUAGAACAGCUGGACGCAGCCAUCGAGGACGCGGAGAAGAAUCUGGGCGAGAUGGAGGUUCGCGAGGCGAAUCUUAAGAAGUCGGAAUAUCUGUGUCGUAUCGGCGACAAAGUAGCGGCGGAGUCGGCUUUCCGUAAAACCUACGAAAAGACUGUGUCCCUGGGGCACCGCCUUGACAUCGUAUUCCACUUAAUCCGUCUGGGCCUUUUCUACUUGGACCACGAUCUCAUCACACGCAACAUCGACAAGGCCAAGUACCUGAUCGAGGAGGGCGGCGACUGGGACCGUCGCAACCGGCUUAAGGUUUAUCAGGGCGUCUACUCAGUUGCCGUGCGUGACUUCAAGGCGGCUGCCACCUUUUUCCUGGAUACCGUGAGCACCUUUACAUCUUACGAGCUGAUGGACUACCCCACCUUCGUGCGAUACACUGUCUAUGUGUCCAUGAUUGCCUUACCUCGCAACGAGUUGCGCGACAAAGUAAUUAAGGGAUCUGAAAUACAGGAAGUACUUCAUGGUCUGCCGGACGUCAAGCAGUUUCUUUUCUCGCUAUACAACUGUCAGUACGAGAACUUCUACGUGCAUCUCGCUGGAGUAGAGAAGCAAUUGCGCGCAGACUAUCUAAUCCAUCCCCACUACCGCUACUAUGUGCGCGAGAUGCGCAUUUUGGGCUACACCCAGCUGCUUGAGUCUUACCGCUCGCUCACUCUGCAGUAUAUGGCGGAAGCUUUUGGCGUUACUGUCGACUACAUCGACCAGGAGCUGGCUCGUUUCAUCGCCGCUGGCCGGCUUCAUGCCAAGGUUGACCGAGUGGGCGGCAUCGUGGAGACGAACCGUCCUGACAAUAAAAACUGGCAGUACCAAGCCACCAUCAAGCAGGGAGACCUGCUCCUCAAUCGCAUCCAGAAACUGAGCCGCGUGAUAAACAUCUAAUGUAGUUCGUAAAAAGAGUUCAUUCAAAUUCAACAUUAAUUACUGUGUAAAUCUAAUAAAAAAAUAUAUAAACU